CCCAUCUAGUGCGGGCACCUCUGGAAGCGUAGAGGGCCAGCAGCAAAGCGCAUCCAGAAGACGCCUUCGAUUUCGGAACGUCAGCGACAUUUUUCUCGACAUCUUCGCGGGAGCGAUGUGUUGCCCAUUUUUCAAGCAGGACGAAACGUCUCCGGUGCGUUGUUCCCUGAGUGUCAAGUUUCUCUAUUUUGAUGACUGUAUUGACGAGGCCUCGCAGUUGCAGCCCCGCGAGCAGGGUAGUGGCAUUGGUUGCAGCAGUAGCAGCGCGAAACUGCUGGCGCCGGACACUAUUGAGUGCAACUUUGGCGAAGAGCGUGAGGCAGAACUACGGCUCUGGAAGCGACAGCAGUUCGAAAUCUAUGAGAAGCUCGACCCCGAAUGCCGGGCAGCUCUGCUGCAGAAAGUGCCUGGCUUCCGAGACGAAAUUAAUAAGCGACUUUCUCGUCCUCCGGCGGGGGCAAAAGGUUUAACAUCACGAAGGUCUUGGAUAGAAAUGAUGGCCCUACUUGAAGCAAAUCCCCAUCAUCGUUUUGCGGUUCGUGAUGAGGAGUACAGGGGCCGCCAGCCGAAGAAGGAAUGGGGUGAAGACGGUGCCGCCGAGUGCGAUGGCAAGGAAUGGCUGGCAAACCUUGGCCACUGGGUGGUAGUGCAGCGUAGGG
This is a messenger RNA of Amoebophrya sp. A25, 659 nucleotides long. Lineage: Eukaryota; Dinophyceae; Syndiniales; Amoebophryaceae. The record is from the annotation of a GenBank genome assembly.